AUGGCCCAUCGGCUGCGGUUUCAUUUUGGCUCUGGACGAAGCAACACAGCUCCCGAAUCAGAGAUCCUAGACCGUGAGAGAGAGGAUGAUGACUUUUUCAUGGCAUUCCACACUUUGCCAAGAAGGAACGGGCCUCAUCCCUUCUCCAGGCGCAGAAUGGAUUAUAACGACAGUGGGGGCGAUUUGCGAGAAGUCGGGGCCUUGAAAAGAAGCACCUCCAUGUUUAUUCCUCAGCUGCUGAACAACAUCGAUGCGCGCCCAACCAGGAGCUCAUCCAUGCAGAUUUCCCUUCAGCGCAAGGCUGUUAAUGGACACGCUGAUGAGUGUGGGGCUCCAGAGUCCCCAGAGGAGCCAUGUAAACUUUCAGAUUUUGGGGAACAGUGCGCUCCUCUGGUUGGGAGCCAUUCUUCUACAAGCAGUCCACCGGUAACUCCAGGGAAUUCUCCACCCAGGCAAACUGAGAUCCCAGGGCAAGAAGUUAAUGGAGGAUCCUCCAACCAUCGAAUAUUCUGCACAAUACCUUCCAGUAACUGGAAUGACAAUGGUACAGCUGCUGCUCAAGACGAUGAAGCGAACAAAGCCACAUCUGGGUUAAACUUCAGCGGGGUAAGAAUUCAGCAUCGGGCCUCAAGUGUGGAUGUGCCUCAGGUGACGGUGAUGCCGUUUGGUUCAGAAGAUCCUAAUAACGUUUCUCCUUCAGAAUCCAGGCGCUGGUCUUUACAGCAUCUGCCAGAUGGGUCAGCCAAUUCAGGCAAAAAAUUCUUUGUUUUCCAAUUGCAGCAACCGCAUUUGAACAGUCCGGGGGCAGAGGCAAAUUGCAAUUUUGGUUUCACUGGAACAAAAGGGGAUAGGUUGGUCCGCUAUCCCCGGAUCCGUUUGGAAAGAAGUACCUCAUACCCAGUUCAGCCACAUUCGGAACGAGCUAUCCCUCUAGAUGAUGGCAUGAAUACGGCACUUCGGAGGAAUGCCUCGGAAGUAUCGAGAAGCAAUUCUGUGGAGCGGGUUUCUCCAGGGCAAGGGUGUACAUUUAAAAUCCGACCGGAUCAAAACUCAAGGCAGCAGCACUUCAGAAUUCUUGUAACUCGUGGGACUAAUGAGAAAACUCAAACUUCUGGACAGGAAAAUUCUAGUAUUCCUGCUCCUGUGGCAACCAACUCCUCAACCAGAGACGAUUUCCUUGGUCAAGUUGAUGUGCCACUUAAUCAUCUUCCGACAGAAGACCCAACUAUGGAACGGCCUUACACAUUUAAAGAUUUCCUUCUCAGGCCAAGAAGCCACAAAUCUCGGGUAAAGGGUUUUCUGAGGCUGAAGAUGGCCUACAUGCCAAAGGACGGUGGCCAAGAGGACGACAGUGACCAGAGAGAGGACUCAGAGCAUGGCUGGGAAGUAGUGGACUCCAAUGAUUCUCCCUCUCAGCGCCAGGAAGAAUUACCACCCCCUCCCUUACCUCCUGGAUGGGAAGAAAAAGUAGACAAUCUCGGGCGUACCUACUAUGUAAACCAUAACAACAGAACAACGCAAUGGCACCGACCAAGUUUAAUGGAUGUAGCAUCUGAAUCUGACAACAACAUCAGACAGAUAAAUCAAGAAGCGGCCCACCGAAGAUUUCGAUCCAGGAGGCACAUCAGCGAGGAUUUGGAUCCAGAGCCCAUGGACAGCGGAGAGACGCCAGAACCUUGGGAAACAAUUUCCGAAGAAGUGAACACGAGUGGAGAUUCCUUGAGCCUGUCCUUGCCACCCCCUCCUGCUUCACCCAUCUCUCGGACCAGUCCUCAGGAGCUGUCUGACGAACUGAACAGAAGACUUCAGAUGACUCCUGAUUCAAAUGGGGAACAACUGUCCUCCAUGAUUCAAAGAGAUCCCUCAGCAAGGUUAAGAUCUUGCAGCGUAACAGAAGCAGUCGCUGAGCAGUCCCUUUUAUCACUGCCAAGCGGCCCAUCUAGGAGAGCACGUUCUUCAACAGUCACAGGUGGUGAAGAGUCAACGCCAUCAGUGGCCUAUGUACACACUACACCGGGCUUACCUUCGGGCUGGGAAGAAAGGAAAGAUGCAAAGGGACGUACUUAUUAUGUCAAUCAUAACAAUCGAACCACAACUUGGACGCGGCCCAUCAUGCAGCUUGCCGAAGAUGGUGCAACUGGGUCAUCGUCAAACAGUAACAACCACCUAAGUGAGCCCCAGAUAAGACGGCCUCGUAGCCUCAGUACUCCCACAGUAACAUUAUCUGCGCCACUCGAGGGUGCCAAGGACUCUCCUGUGCGAAGAGCUGUGAAGGACACCCUUUCCAACCCGCAAUCUCCACAGCCUUCACCAUACAAUUCUCCAAAACCACAGCAUAAAUUAACUCAAAGUUUCUUACCUCCUGGGUGGGAGAUGCGAAUAGCACCAAACGGCAGACCUUUCUUCAUUGACCAUAACACAAAGACCACAACAUGGGAAGACCCACGACUAAAAUUCCCCGUCCACCUGAGAUCAAAAGCGUCUUUAAACCCCAACGACCUGGGCCCUCUUCCUCCUGGUUGGGAGGAAAGGAUACAUUUGGACGGAAGAACGUUUUAUAUAGAUCAUAAUAAUAAAAUUACUCAGUGGGAAGAUCCACGGUUGCAGAAUCCUGCUAUCACUGGUCCAGCUGUUCCCUACUCCAGAGAGUUUAAACAGAAAUAUGACUACUUCAGGAAGAAGUUAAAGAAACCAGCUGAUAUACCAAACAGAUUCGAGAUGAAACUCCACAGAAAUAGUAUUUUUGAAGAGUCGUAUAGAAGAAUCAUGUCUGUGAAGAGACCAGACGUAUUAAAAGCCAGACUUUGGAUAGAAUUUGAGUCAGAAAAGGGUCUUGAUUAUGGAGGUGUGGCCAGAGAAUGGUUUUUCCUCUUGUCCAAGGAAAUGUUCAACCCGUAUUAUGGUCUCUUUGAAUAUUCAGCAACGGAUAACUACACUCUGCAGAUCAAUCCAAAUUCAGGCCUUUGUAACGAAGACCAUCUGUCUUACUUCACCUUUAUUGGCCGAGUGGCUGGGCUGGCUGUGUAUCAUGGGAAGCUUUUAGACGGUUUCUUCAUUAGGCCUUUUUAUAAGAUGAUGCUGGGAAAACCAAUAACCCUGAAAGACAUGGAGUCGGUGGACAGUGAAUAUUACAACUCUUUGAAAUGGAUUUUGGAAAAUGACCCUACGGAGCUCGAUCUUAUGUUUUGCAUAGAUGAAGAAAACUUUGGACAGACAUAUCAAGUUGAUUUGAAGCCAAAUGGAUCGGAAAUCAUGGUCACAAAUGAAAACAAAAGGGAAUAUAUUGACUUAGUCAUCCAGUGGAGGUUCGUCAACAGGGUCCAAAAGCAAAUGAAUGCAUUUCUGGAGGGUUUCACAGAACUUCUGCCAACUGACUUAAUUAAAAUUUUUGAUGAAAAUGAGCUGGAGCUGCUGAUGUGUGGCCUUGGCGAUGUCGAUGUCAAUGACUGGAGACAACACGCAAUCUACAAGAAUGGAUACUGUCCAAAUCAUCCCGUCAUUCAGUGGUUCUGGAAGGCUGUUCUACUGAUGGAUGCUGAGAAACGCAUCCGACUGUUGCAGUUUGUAACUGGGACAUCACGAGUGCCUAUGAAUGGAUUUGCUGAACUUUAUGGUUCAAAUGGUCCUCAGCUGUUUACAAUAGAGCAAUGGGGAAGCCCUGACAAGUUACCCAGAGCUCACACAUGCUUUAACCGCCUUGAUUUACCUCCCUAUGAAUCUUUCGAAGAAUUACGAGAGAAGCUUCUCAUGGCUGUAGAAAAUGCUCAAGGAUUUGAAGGAGUGGAUUAAGAUGGCACCUGUUCUCUAUUAAUUUUUUUUUAAAAAAAAAAAAGGAAAAAAAGAUUCUGUUCACGGAGCAUGUUCUGCGUGCACUUUUCGAUUUUGCCUGACAGACAUUUGCAAGAGACGGCGGCAGAACAGUUGCACUGCAUAGUUGGUUCACGGAGCAAACGCUUGUACAGUGCAGAUGUGUAAAUCCAGUACUUGGAAGUGACUUUUUCUCACCUGUGGAUAGUAUUUCUGAAGCUUCCACGGCCAAUUACCAAUGGGGUUGAUGUGUACUCUGAUUACAUUUCAGCAGGACUUAUCCUAUUUAUGUCUCGCCUCUGUAGGCAAAAGCCCUUAAUAAAUGUUUUACAUACUUUCUAAUGACAAUGAAUGGAAUUAAUCAUUUUACAGGUAUAGUAUUACAGCUCAUGUUUACGGAAAAAAAAUGAUUUAGACAUUUUUUUCCAAUUUUAUUUCAUUACAAUUAAACAAAAACGUUAUACUGGAAAAAAUUAGCAUUUCCCCCCUGUUCUUCAUUUCAGUCAAGACUUGAUUCUGAUGGCAUUUUUUACUCGCAAAAGUACUUUUUUCCUCUCCUCCAGCCUCGUACGACUGAUCUUUUAGAAAAACGUUUUUGUAAAAAACAAAAAACUGCAGAUUUGAUAUAUUACCAGACAAUAUCUAAUGCCUUUUAAUCAUCUGCAUUGAGCUUUCACAAACUCCAGAGAGAAAACAGAAUUGCUGAUUUGUAUAAAGUACUUUGCACCCAAUCAACAGAAUAUUUACAAUUACAAGAAGAUCAUCACAUAACACAGCAUGCUGAAUCUCUCAUUCAAUAAAGAAAUUGCCUCACUA
This is a messenger RNA of Eublepharis macularius, 4623 nucleotides long. It is a transcript of the gene NEDD4L, whose product is annotated as NEDD4 like E3 ubiquitin protein ligase. The record is from RefSeq and is a predicted model, not a curated record. Lineage: Eukaryota; Metazoa; Chordata; Lepidosauria; Squamata; Eublepharidae. The transcript has 27 exons. Gene Ontology annotation, biological process: regulation of dendrite morphogenesis; ubiquitin-dependent protein catabolic process. Gene Ontology annotation, molecular function: protein binding; ubiquitin protein ligase activity; sodium channel inhibitor activity. The coding region runs from base 1 to 3789 and encodes 1262 amino acids.